This is a messenger RNA of Macroventuria anomochaeta, 2858 nucleotides long. Its product is annotated as glycoside hydrolase family 63 protein. The transcript has 3 exons. Lineage: Eukaryota; Fungi; Ascomycota; Dothideomycetes; Pleosporales; Didymellaceae. Bases 316 to 2754 code for a protein of 812 amino acids. The record is from RefSeq and is a predicted model, not a curated record. Gene Ontology annotation, biological process: oligosaccharide metabolic process; protein N-linked glycosylation. Gene Ontology annotation, molecular function: Glc3Man9GlcNAc2 oligosaccharide glucosidase activity. Gene Ontology annotation, cellular component: endoplasmic reticulum membrane.
GGCGGUGCCUGGGCGAGGUCUUGCUGCUUCUGGAAUCACGUCCAAAGCCUACAACCACCAAAAUGAUAUCCCGAUGCUAGUCCAGCUUUGUUUUUGCCCACGUUUCCAUGCAACACUGUCGAGCGUGUCUGUUUGCGAGGGCGUUGUUGGCGCCCUUGUACCUCGCAGGGCCACACUUUCCGCGUGCAGCCAGCCCACCAAUCAGACCAGCCCCAGCUCCGCGCGUCCCAAAUGCUACGUAUGCGUUCCCCGCCAGCAUCAACUGAAAGCUGCGAGGCCUCAUUCCUUACCUCUGAAUAGCAGGUGGUACAGAACAUGGCACGCAACUCUCGACAUGGCAGCCUCUGGACCGGCCUGGCGUGUCUGCUGGCUCUGCAAUUGCAGUUGCCGUCCGCCAAUGCGCAGGUCGCAGAGAUCGAAAAGGCGAGCAAUGACAGCCUGCUCUGGGGCCCGUACAGGCCGAAUCUGUACUUUGGCGUCAGGCCGCGCAUACCCAAGAGCCUGAUGGGCGGGCUGCUGUGGACAAGGGUCGAGGACUACCAGAGCGUGCAGAACACUUUCCGACACACGUGCGAGCAGCACGAGCUCGACGGCUACGGCUGGGACGAAUACGAUGUCCGCAGCGGCGGCCGCCAGACUAUCCACGACCCGGCCAACCGCAUCGACAUCACCACCGAGUUCAUCAAGUUCCCCGGCGGCGAGCACGGCGGCAGCUGGGGCGCCAGGAUCAAGGGCACACCGCGCGAAGAUGCCUCGCCCGACUUAACCACGACCCUCAUCUGGUACAACACGCUCGAGGGCCUUGGCAGCUUGGAGGUGCAGGAUCCCAACAGACACGAGACGGGCAUCCCCGGCGAUGUCGUCUUCAAGGGCCAGACUGCUGAGCUGGGCGACUUUGAGCUGAGGGUGACUGAGGGCAAGGGCGACCACCCGCACUUCGACCACCCCAGCUACGACGAGAAGCCGCUCGACAGGACGCUGGUGCACAGCGGACAGGUGCCUGAUGAGGCGCUAUGGCAGAUCAAGGCCGUCCUCUUCGCCCACAUGAAGAGCCAGAUUGACGAGCUGGUGCCCAAGUACGGGCAGGAGAACCCUCCUCCGCCUGCGCAGAUCUACACAAUCCAGCAUCAGCCCGGAGCUGGCAACAUGCACAUGGUCCAGAAGGUCUUCGACGGUGCUUUCACGUUCGACAUCAUCUUCUCGUCUGGCUCUGCGCCUGCCAAGAUUACCACCGACGACAUCACUGAGCAGAUCAAGUCUGUCACGUCAGGCUUCGCGACACGCUUCACCGACGUCUUCGAGCCGCAAGCACCCUUCCUGAAGGAGCGCUACAGCGAGUUCUCCAAGUCGUUGUUCUCGAACUUGAUCGGUGGUAUUGGCUACUUCUACGGCGACUCUCGCGUCGACCGCUCACACGACGAGGCCUACGAGGAGGACAACGAAGGUUUCUGGGAGGAGGCUGCUGAGGCGCGUAGCAGGAACCAGGCCGAGACCGUAGGACCCAGCGAGCUCUUCACCAGUAUUCCCUCUCGACCCUUCUUCCCUCGCGGCUUCCUUUGGGACGAGGGCUUCCAUCUGCUUCCCGUCCUUGACUGGGAUGUCGACACCACUCUCGACAUCAUCAAGAGCUGGUUCAAGCUCAUGGACGAGGAUGGCUGGAUCGGCCGCGAACAAAUCCUCGGACCUGAGGCUCGCAGCAAGGUUCCUCCCGAAUUCCAGGUGCAGUACCCACAUUACGCCAACCCACCGACCCUGUUCAUGGUCAUCAACUCCUUCCUCGACAAGCUCGACGCGCAAAGGACCGACUCGGACAACAAGAAGCUGCUUCACGAAAGGUCGUACUACAUGCACCUCGCUAACCGCGAGGCCGCAUUGCAGUACCUCCGCGAGCUCUACCCGCUGCUCAAGCGCCACUACUUCUGGUUCCGCAAGACACAGGCAGGCGAUAUCAAGAGUUACGACCGUGAGGCUUUCUCCACUAAGGAGGGAUAUCGCUGGAGGGGACGCACACCUCAGCACAUCCUCACCUCUGGCCUUGACGACUACCCUCGCGCCCAGCCACCGCACCCGGGUGAGCUGCACGUCGAUCUCAUCAGCUGGAUGGGCAUGAUGACGCGUGCUAUCAAGCGCAUCGCUGUCUACCUUGAUGAAGAGGAUGAUGCCGCUGAGUUCGCCAAGUACGACGAGGCCAUCGUCCGCAACAUCGAUGACCUGCACUGGUCUAGCAAGGAAAAGGCCUACUGCGACGCUACCAUUGACGACUACGAGGAGAACGCUCACGUUUGCCACAAGGGCUACAUCUCGCUCUUCCCCUUCUUGACCGGCCUCGUCGACAAGGACAGCAAGCACCUGGGCGCCGUUCUCGAUCUCAUUGGCGAUGAAGACCACCUGUGGUCCGAGUAUGGUCUCAGGAGUUUGAGCAAGAGUGAUGAGCUGUACCACACUGGCGAGGACUACUGGCGCGGCCCCAUCUGGAUGAACAUGAACUACUUGGCUGUGCAGCAGCUCCUGAACGUCGCGCAAGCCAAGGGCCCACACCAGAAGCGCGCCGAGCAGCUGUACACUGAUCUCCGCAAGAACCUCGUCAACACUGUCUAUGAGAGCUGGAAGGAGACUGGCUUCGCGUGGGAACAGUACAACCCUGAGACGGGUAAGGGGCAGAGGACGCAGCACUUUACUGGCUGGACUAGUUUGGUUGUCAAGGUUAUGGCUAUGCCGGAUCUUGGUGGAGAGCCGGUUAGGGAUGAGUUGUAAAUACAUGAAGAGAUAGGGAAGAGCGAAGAAACAGGUGGGGUGACGUGGGGAUUAUGUAUGAUAUGCAAAAGUCAAGAACGUAGAGCGACACGCUAAGCCAGGAG